Molecule: messenger RNA, 1536 nt
Organism: Hibiscus syriacus
Lineage: Eukaryota; Viridiplantae; Streptophyta; Magnoliopsida; Malvales; Malvaceae
Product: transcription factor UNE10-like
Exons: 7
Coding region: 110-1465 (451 amino acids)
Cellular component (GO): nucleus
Molecular function (GO): protein dimerization activity
Source: RefSeq, a predicted model, not a curated record
GUGUAUAUGAUCGUCCGAAGCAUGAAUUUUGUGAAACAAAGCUCGUUGCUCGUCAAAACCAAACACAGCGACUAGUUACAGAAGAAAAAGAACAUAUAGUUUCUUUAAAAUGAGUCAGUGCGUUCCCAGUUGGGAUCUGGACGAUAAUCAUGCUGCAACGCCCCACUCGCUCCGCUCUAACUCCAAUCUCACUGCUCCAGAUAUUCCUGUACUUGGUUGCCAAACUUUGAAACUUUUAACAGAAUUGACAUGGGAAAAUGGCCAGCUAGCCAUGCAUAGUUUAGGUCCGACGCGUGUACCGGCGAAGCCAUUGAUUUCCAACGCUCCUUCUAAGUACACUGCUUGGGAUAAACCACGGGCUAAUGGCACUUUGGAGUCCAUAGUGAACCAGGCCACUGGCGCACCGUAUCUUAAGGUUUCUCUUCACGGCGGUGGAAAUGAAAUUGUAUCCUGUUUGGAUCAACACCGUGCUGCAGCGGAUGCUUUGGUCCCUUGCUCGAAAAGGUCGACGGAGGACCGGACUGCACACGUGAUGGAAUCCAUACCAGGACUCGGAGGAUCUCGCUUGGUGGGAUCCUGUAGAGUUCCCAUCGGAACUCGAGAUGGCGAAGUACUCGUUACAGGGAAACGCACACGGGCGGCGGUUCAUGUUCCCGUAACACCCGAGUGGAGCGGCAAGGAACGAAGUGCAAGCGCCAGUGCCUCGUUCGGCCGCGAUAGCCAAUGCGUUACUUUUGAUACGUAUAAGAAAGAUUUGAGCGUGGGUUUUACUUCUACUUCCCUUGGUUCCCCGGAAAACACAAGCUCCACGAGGCCCUGUACCAAGGCCACCACCACUGCUGAUGAUCAUGACUCUGUUUGUCACAGUAGAGCCCAAAGGGAGGAAAUUGAAGAAGACAAGAAGGAAAUUGGGAAAUCUUCACUUUCAAAUAAAAGGAGCAGAGCUGCUGCUAUCCAUAACCAGUCCGAACGUAAAAGAAGAGAUAAGAUCAACCAAAGGAUGAAGACGUUACAGAAGCUGGUUCCAAAUUCCAGCAAGACUGACAAAGCUUCAAUGUUAGACGAAGUGAUUGACUACCUGAAACAAUUGCAAGCACAAGUUCAAAUGAUGAACAGGAUGAACAUACCACCAAUGAUGUUGCCAAUGGCAAUGCAACAGCAACUCCAAAUGUCGAUGAUGGCUCCAGCGAUGGGGAUGGGAAUGGGCAUGGGUGUCAUGGAUAUGAACACUAUGGGGCGUCCCAACAUCGCCGGCAUCUCGCCCGUUAUGCCUAAUCCUUUCUUGAACAUGACAUCCUGGGACGUCUCCGGUGAACGGUUACAACAAGCUUCCUCUGCAAUGCCGGACCCUCUUUCCGCAUUCAUGGCGUGCCAUUCACAGCCGAUGACCAUGGAUGCUUACAGCCGGCUGGCUGCUAUAUAUCAUCAAAUGCAACAACCGCCUGCUUCUGGUUCUAAGAGGUAAGCUUCAAGCCAUUACUUUUAGCUACGUUUUUAUAUAUCUAUACAAAAACUUCGGUUUCAAUUCUUACACUU